Messenger RNA from Danio aesculapii, 3200 nucleotides. RefSeq names its product Arylamine N-acetyltransferase, pineal gland isozyme NAT-10. Gene Ontology annotation, molecular function: acetyltransferase activity. Bases 34 to 906 code for a protein of 290 amino acids. The record is from RefSeq and is a predicted model, not a curated record. NCBI's taxonomy places the organism in Eukaryota, Metazoa, Chordata, Actinopteri, Cypriniformes, Danionidae. The transcript has 2 exons.
AGCGAGCUUACUGGCUUCAUCUAAGGGAAUCCAAUGGAUCUAAGAGGGUACUUCAACAGGAUUGGGUUUACUGGCCCAUAUGACAAACCUGAGCUGGACACUUUGCGCACCAUCCACAUGCUCCAUGUUAUGAACAUUCCAUUUGAAAACUUGAGCAUCCACUGCGGAGAGAAGAACACGACAGACCUGAACAUCAUCUAUCAUAAACUAGUCAAAAGCAAUCGCGGAGGCUGGUGUUGUGAAAACAACCUCCUGUUCUCAUGGGUCCUAAAGGAGAUGGGUUACAAAUACACCACACUAGGCUCCAAGGUGUUCAACAAGUUCCAAAAUGAUUUCUAUUCUGUCGACUCUCACCUCAUCAAUAUGGUAGAGAUUGAUGGGAAGUUUUACCUAACAGAUGUGAGCUAUGGAGUGUCAUGCCAACUGUGGUAUCCUUUAGAGAUGAUAUCGGGUAAAGAUCAGCCACAACCUCCCGGUGUGUUCCGGCUCCUAAAAGAAGGGGUGAGGUGGACUUUGGAGAAAACAUCAAGAAAGCAAGUGGUCAAAGAUAAGGCCUAUGCUAAUUCCAGCCUCAUUGACAAGCGCCUGACGAAAACAAUGUACAGCUUUCCAUUAACACCUCGUGCUAAAGAGCAUUUCGUGGAUACGCUGGAUUGCCUACAGACCAGUCCUGAUUCUAGAUUUGUGCUGAAGUCCAUUUGCUCCCUUCAGUUACCUGAAGGCUUCAGAGCUCUGAUCGGGUGGACUUACAGUGAGAUCACAUACAACCCAGAGGAUGACUCUGAUAUGGUGGAAAUGAAGGAAAUCCCAGAUUGUGAAAUAGAGACUGUGCUGAGGGAGAAGUUUAAUGUGGUGUUAGUUAAUAAGCUCACACCUAAAAACAACAAAGCUAAUUAUUGCAUGUAAUACCAAGUAGCACUGUACUAUUUCACACAUUUAAUGGUUAAUACUUCAUCUUGAUAGUCCACCUUGAUGUUCUGUUGACUAUAAGUAACUUUGCAACUACAUGUCAACUAGCAGUCAUUGGAUUUUUAGUAGAGUGAUUAAUAUCUGCCAACCCUUUAUUUCGACGGUCACCCCACAGACUAUCUCUUAGUAUAGGGGCUUCGAAGCAGAGGCUUUUUUUUUUUAAAUUCAGAAAUGUGGAAGUACAUAUCUGCUUUUUGGCAAGUUUGUACCAUAGGAAAUUUAAACAAUUGUAGUUUUAGCAAUGCCUUUUCAGGGUGGGUUGACCAAUGGUGUGUUCCAUAUGAGAUACAUCACUGUUCAAAGGGCACUUCAACGUGAAAGCAAUCAUGGCCACUCAAUAUUGAAGUGCUCACUUUGAAGGGCCCUUUGGAAUGAAGCAAUUCUAAUGGCCGGUUUCCGUUGAUUGGUACAGUACGGGUUGGUACGGGUCACCUUUAUCAGGCUUGCGUUUCCACUGCCUAAAGGGUACAAAGGGUGUGCCGAGGUGUACGACAGAAAGUUUCAGUGGACGCCAUUCUCGCUCGAGGAAAUCUCACUUAAAAUAAAGCUGUUUGGGUCGUUCACAUUCAAUAUGAGAAAUACAAGACAUAAAUACUUGUGUAAAAAUGUUCAUUACUAACUUUUCUAUGAACAUAAUUUGAUUAUAACUGCAGAUCAAUGACAGUGCGAAAUAGCCUACUGUAACGUCUGAAAUUAUAUCAAAUAAAUUAAUAACUGCAAUAUAUAUGAACACAAACAGACCCUUACAGUCUCCGAUAUGUUACCAAUUACAGAAAAACUACACACAGCAGACAUUUAGUGCUUAUUUGGGUUCAAAAACUACACACAACAUAUAGCCCAGUCAGAGCAAACCUCUCAUCUAUAAUCUUUAAUCUUCACAAGCACAUGUAACCUGCGUUAGAAAGUAAUUCUGUCAUUCUGAACCGUACUGUAUCGUACCACUCAGUGGAAACCGGCCAUAAGGGUACAACUGAUGGAUGCUUACAGUCCCCAUAAUCCUUUGCAAUGGAAAGUAGAUCUCCUAAUCUAGGGGUCACCAAACUUGUUCCUGGAGGGCCGCUGUCCUGCCGAGUUUAGCUCCAGCCCUUAUGAAACACACCUGAACAAGCUAAUUAAGGUAUUACUAGGUAUACUUGAAACAUCCAGGCAGGUGAGUCAAGGCAAGUUGGAGCUAAACUCUGCAGCGACAACGGCCAUCCAGGACAAAAAAUUGUGACCCCUACCCUAUUCCAUUCAAACCUGUCACUCUAAACUCUUCCAAGGGAUUAGGGCAGGGGUGUCCAAACUCGGGCCUGGAGGGCCGGUGUCCUGCUGAGUUUAGUUUCAACAUGCUUCAACACACCUGCCAGGAAGUUUCUAUAUCUAGUAAGAGCUCGAUUAGCUGGUUCAGGUGUGUUUGAUAAGGGCCUUUAGAGUUAAACGCCCAAUCCCAAUUAUACCCCUUACCCCAGGACAGAGUGUCGACACCAUUGGAUUAGGGGAAUAGGGAUGAGCCAUUCUGAAUAAAACAAUUAAAAAAUACCUUUCAGAGCAGGGUAAUCCAGUUCAAUAGGAACAAAGUACUACUUAAAUAACAAAAACACAACUUUGAUUACAGUAUCCUCCAUUAUUCAGGGUUUGACGUUAAUGAAUGUUGUGCUUCUAUUACAUCGCAAAAUAAUUUUCAUGACAGUUUCUACAGCUGGUGCAAAUGCAACAAGAAAAAAAAAUGGGCAAAACAAGGACAAGGCAAAAUGUUCUCUGGUGACCACCCUAACAAUGGUGCAGAAGUACAUACUCUUAAAGCUUAAAGUAUACGAAGGCUCUACUAUAAUGAGAAAUCUGACAUAUUGUGGAAUUAAUUAUAGUCGACAGAAUAUUUAGUGUAAAGUAAAUAUGUGCACAUUAAUUAGAAUACAACAUAAUCAACAGAAAAAGAUACUAAUGGCUGCCAAAUGCUGUAGUUCAGACAUCUACCACCUGAGGCUCACAGUGGGAUGAUAAACAGAACAACCGAUCAUUUGUUUAUAAAAAUAAUAAUAGGACAACAAGAACAGUUACUGUGAAAGCCUAUGAUUUUUUAUUUUAUGAGAUAUGAUAACUGCAGCAGUGAUUCUUUGUCUCAGAUUUGCUAAUGAUUAUGUGUGUGUGUGUAUGUAGAUUAGCAAUGAUUUCACUUAUGUUUAAUGGUUGACAGAAACCUGCUCUAAAACACAGAAUGUACAUGGAGUAAAUAAAACUCAUUGGUUUGU